Messenger RNA from Tetrapisispora phaffii CBS 4417, 621 nucleotides. RefSeq lists its product as uncharacterized. The transcript has a single exon. NCBI's taxonomy places the organism in Eukaryota, Fungi, Ascomycota, Saccharomycetes, Saccharomycetales, Saccharomycetaceae. Bases 1 to 621 code for a protein of 206 amino acids. The record is from RefSeq and is a predicted model, not a curated record.
AUGAAUCUAAGAAAAUACAAUGCGCUGAUGCUAACUCCUGCGAUGGAACUGAGAAAAAAAUCCCAGUUAGCCAUGCGUUCUAUGAAAAUGAAGAAUAAAAAUAAUGAUAAAGAAGAAUUUCUAUUUAGAGCAAAGAUAAUGAAUUAUGAUGGUCGAACAAAAAUUACUUUAUCCAACAUAUUAAAGUACUACAAUAUAUAUGAAGUUUAUCAAUUUUCAAAAGCAUACAAUGAGCGUCCUAUUGCAUCACCUGUCGUUACGGAUGAAUAUGUAAUAUCUUUUGAAAACUACGUCAUCUCUAAGCAUUGUUACGAAAAUAUCGAAUUCCUUAAAGAAUCAGACUGUUUUCUACGAUUCUCAGAUGAAGAGCUUGAAGCUAAUCAAGAUUUGAAAAAUGAAUUGGCACAAAAAUGGAAUAAUGUGUUUUAUCCAUAUUUUUUCAAUGAAGAUUCAGAUUCCGAAAUAAAUUUAUCACCUGAACAGUUCAUAAUAUUCAAAAACUAUAAAAUGCUAAACGAAUUGCCCUCGAAACGAGACAUCUUAAAUGCAAGAAGAGAAAUAAUAAGAAUCUUGCAAGAUAUCUUUAGAAUGUUCAACUCCUCAUUCACCACUCACCCCUAG